Trichomycterus rosablanca is the source of this 2048-nucleotide messenger RNA. Its product is annotated as long-chain fatty acid transport protein 6. The coding region runs from base 1 to 1860 and encodes 619 amino acids. Lineage: Eukaryota; Metazoa; Chordata; Actinopteri; Siluriformes; Trichomycteridae. Gene Ontology annotation, molecular function: long-chain fatty acid-CoA ligase activity; long-chain fatty acid transmembrane transporter activity. The record is from RefSeq and is a predicted model, not a curated record. The transcript has 10 exons.
AUGUUUAUUUGGAUAUUUACCACGUUAACGGCUGGAGUUGCAGCACUGUUGGUUUUUCAGAAAAUGUUUUACCCGUAUUUCUGGGACGAUUUGAUGUAUUACUUAAAGGUCCGAAAGGUCGGGAAGGCGACGAUGGCGAGGAUGAAGCGCGGAGUUCUUACCUUUCUCCACCGCUUCUGCGAUCAGGCAAAACUAACUCCUAAUAAGCCGUUUAUUGUUUUCGAGAAUGAAAUGUACACAUACAGGGACGUGGAUCUACGAAGCAACAAGUUUGCGAACUUGUUUAAAAGUGAGGCUGGUAUAAAACACGGAGACGUAGCGGCGCUGUGGAUGAGUAACGAACCCGACUUUGUGUGUGUUUGGUUCGGACUGAGUAAACUGCGCUGUGAGGUGGCUUUCAUCAACUCCAACAUCAAAUCCAAAUCUCUUCUGCACUGUCUGAACAGCUGUGGAGCAUCAGUCCUCAUUGUAGGAUCAGAUUUGGUAAAAUCUCUUGCUGAUGUCCUCUCUACCCUACUGGAAAACAAAAUUAACGUGUGGGUCACUGCAAAAAACUCCUCAAAUCCGGACGUCGGGACUCUGUUGGAGAAAAUAGAUCUGGCCUCAGAGGAGAAGCCACAACUAGAUCUUCCCCCUCCAAACCUCACAUCAAACUUUCUUUUCAUCUUCACUUCCGGCACCACAGGUCUUCCAAAAGCUGCCCGAGUCAGCCACAUAAAAGCUGUGAUGAGCAUGGCCUUCUUUCGCAUGUCUGGGGCAAACGAAAACGAUACCAUCUAUCUUACCCUGCCUCUCUACCACAUGGCCGCCUCUCUCCUCGGGAUUGGCGGGUGCAUUGAUCUAGGAGCUACCUGUGUCCUGAAGAGAAGAUUUUCUGCCAGCCAGUUUUGGAAGGACUGCAUCAAGUACCAGGUUACUGUGUUCCAGUAUAUCGGAGAGCUUUGUCGAUACCUAGUCAACCAACCAAAGACUGCAGAGGAGACGGCACAUAAAGUACGUAUCGCUGCAGGGAGCGGCCUACGAUCAGACGUCUGGAAAGAGUUUGCAAGUCGCUUUGGAAAAAUCAGGAUUUGCGAGGGGUACGGAUUAACCGAGGCCAGCAUCGGCUUCGUUAACUACACCGCUGAAAUCGGACCCGUCGGGCGUGCCAGUUAUUUUAACAAGCGCAGCCUACCUUUUGAAUUUUUGAAAUGUCACCCAGAAACCUACGAGCCUAUCCGAACAGUCGCAGGACGCUGUCUGAAAGCGAAUAAAGGUGAAGUAGGCUUGCUGAUUGCACCCCUGUCUUUCACCAACCCUUUUCUUGGUUAUGCGGGGAACAAGGCGAUGUCUGAAAAGAAGCUGCUGAGAGACGUGUUUAAGGAGGGGGAUGUGUAUUUCAACACAGGAGACUUAAUGCUUCAGGACCACAGAGACUUUGUCUACUUUAAAGACAGGAUAGGAGACACGUUCAGAUGGAAAGGAGAAAAUGUGGCCACAACUGAGGUGUCAGAAGUUUUAGGAUGUUUGGAUUUCCUGCAGGAUGUGAACGUCUAUGGUGUCACUGUGCCAGGCUAUGAGGGGAGAGCAGGGAUGGCAGCAGUAGUGUUAAAGGAAGGCCAUGAACUGGAUGGAGAAUGCCUGUAUAGCCAUUUGAUUCAGAACCUUCCAGCAUAUGCCUGGCCAUGGUUUGUAAGAGUCCAGAAUUCCUUAGAUGUGACCGAGACCUUUAAGCAGCAGAAGAAAAAGCUAGUGGAGGAUGGCUUCUGUCCUCAGGCCAUACAAGAUCCACUUUACUUUCUGGACAGCUCAAAAAAAACCUAUAUUCCACUCUCUCAAAGUGUGUACGAGGACAUCGUCUCAGGCCGGAUAAGACUCUGAACAUGUGUAUAAAUGUAUAGAGACAGGUCAUGUGCAUGGAAAUUUACAUUAUAGAUUUAUUUUAUCACAGAACAAAAUUCCUACUUUUACUUUGUUUUAAUGGAACCAUUUGUUCAUAUCGUCCAGAGUUUAAGUUUAAAAGCUAAUUUAUCUUUUAUAAUAUAUUGACUUUUACCUUAAAUAAAAAC